Molecule: messenger RNA, 1116 nt
Organism: Paramecium primaurelia
Lineage: Eukaryota; Ciliophora; Oligohymenophorea; Peniculida; Parameciidae
Source: the annotation of a GenBank genome assembly
AUGUGCACUAAAUUGAAUAUAGCUAACUCUAAUUCAAAUGUAAUGCUUUAUUUAAAGUUAAGAGAAGGUGGUUGUGAUAAAGUUUAAGCUCGUCAAUUUUGCAGGAAGAAUUUUUGUAAAGUAUAACAAAAAAACUUAUACAAAAGAUCGAUUAAUCACAAAAAUCAAUUGGACCACCAGGACAUAAAGUUCUUAAAUUGCAUCCCAAUCAUUUAUAAGGAGAGAAAGGUUGGGAACCUGGAUUCAUGAUGAAAUAUGAUCUUGGUAGUGGUUAUAGAGACUCUAAAGGUAUUUUAUUUAAAUUAAACAUUAGAUUUAGUAGAAGAAUAAACUCCAGCUGAAGAAGCCAUAUUGAAACAAUAUGAAAAGUAUGAAAAAAAGAAAAGUGCUGCAUUAUUAUAAAAAAUGUUAGCUGUUAAAAAUUAUGCUGAUUCUCUUAAACCUCCUAAAAUAGAUGUUUUUAAUAAAGAUAGUAUAGAUAGAAUAAGAAAAAUAUCUUAAGAAUUACAUUAAAAUCAAUAAAAACCUAAAAAAUAUUAUUAAUAAGGAAAUAUGAAAUAUUAUGCACUUGCUGAAUAUAUUUCUACACAUCGUUCUGGUUCAUUGAACGAUUUAAGAAUCAAUUUUGAUCCUAUUGUAAACACUUAAAUAAAAUUAUAAACAGAAAAUUCGUAAUAUUUAAGUCCAACAAAACAUUUCAAAAGGUAAUCUACUAUAAGUGCAAUUGAAAAAGGAGCCAAUCUUAUUAUGGCCUUUUAGAAUUAAACACCUAUUAAUGAAGAAUUAGAUACAAAGUCAUCUUAUUAAAAUAAUGAAGUUGCAUCUUAACUUUUAAGAUUUAAUCAUCAUAAAUUAGAAUUGGCUGAAGAGUUCAAUUCAACAUAAUAUUUAUUUACUCCAUCUAGUGCUCAUACAAGAUAAGUAAGUCAAAUUGAUUAAAACGAUGAAGCAGUUAAGUGUUUUGUAUAAUAAUUUUAUGAUAAACAAUAUAAUGAUAAAGUUAUUCCUUCAACAAAAAGGAAUUUAAGAUUGAGAACUAUAGGAAAUAAUGAAAUACAAAAAUAGGAACCACCAAAAUAAAUUAAAAAAAAAGUAGAAAAAAGAUUAAGUAUGUGA